Trypanosoma cruzi is the source of this 6483-nucleotide messenger RNA. Its product is annotated as dispersed gene family protein 1 (DGF-1), putative. The annotation marks the transcript as partial. Lineage: Eukaryota; Euglenozoa; Kinetoplastea; Trypanosomatida; Trypanosomatidae. The transcript has a single exon. The record is from RefSeq and is a predicted model, not a curated record.
CGGCUGUGCGUGUGGCGCUGCUCUUUUUGUUGACGCUUGUGGUUGCGGCGGCGGCGUGGAUGCCCGCUGUGCACGCGGUGAUGUUGCGACUGCGGGGCUGUACGGUGGACAGAGCCAUCACGGUUGGCCGCGCCGUGGACACGGUGCUGAUGGACGGCGUGUCCAUCACGAACGGCGUGGCUGUGGUUUUCGACGUGCCGGCGAUGCUUCCCGGCGCGCUGCGCAUCGAACUGAGGAACUGCGUGUGCUACGGCGGUGCGCAGAUCUACGUGCGGGGCUACAGUGGCGAGCCGGCGAGUGACCGGAGCCUGGAGGUGAGCGUGAGCGGGCUAUCCGGGAGCUACUGCUCGCUUGUGUUUGUGCACAACCUGCCGGCACACACGAACGUGACGGUCCGUGACUCGACGAUUGUGACGGCGGGGCCGAUGCGCUACUCCCAGCUGAGCGGACUGACGGACGCGGUGGCGGCGCCGCUUGUGAUGCACGCGACCUCGCUGUUGCAGUCGCAGUUGCGUGUGAGUAACACUGUGCUGAGGUCGUUGCAGGCGGGCGGGUCGGCGGUGUACGUUGGCGGCGGCGUGGACCUGCUGUCGAGCGCGGUGGUGUUUGACGGCGUGUUGCUGGAGGCGUCGGCCGGUCCGACCGCGUCCGCGAUGCAUGUGGCGUCCUCGUCGAUUCUCAGUCUGCGGAGCCACUCGGUGUUCUCCGUGACGAACGUGUCGGUUGUGAGCAGCGGCGGCGGCAUUGUGCUUGGAGAGCGCCUCGCGGUGUCUGAUUCGGUGCUGCGCUUUGUGGGCGUCGAGGGGUUUGUUGCGUCGUCGCUGGUGCGCUGCGACGGUGGGACGAUCGGUGACGGCGGGUGGCUGGAGCUGCGCGACGUGUGGGCGGUGGGCGAGACGUCGUCUGUGGCGUCGCUGUCGGGUGUGACGCUGAGCGGCGGCGCCGUGUCGAUUGCGCGCUGCGCUGCCACUGGCGUUACGCUUGUCGCCGGGCCGACGAUCACGAGCGGUGCCGUUUCGGUGCAGUGCAACCGUGCCGGCGGCCGGGUGCUGCAGAGCGGCGGCGACUACCGCAUGGCCGGCCUGCCCUCCGUGAGCGUGGUUCCGUGCGACGGCUGUGCGGCAGCGCUGGCGUGCUUCGAUGCGCUGACGGCGUCGUUCUCUGACUGCGUGUGCAGCUGCCGCGACGGUGGUGUGGGCGAGGCGUGCCUGCCGUUCGACGUGCCGCCUGCGAGGUUCGGCGGCGGUGGUGGCGGUGCGCAGGACUGCGUGAGUGGCGUGACGCUGACGGAGUCCGUGACGGUUGGCGGCGGGCGGGCGACGGCGUGCUUCGACUCGGUAAUGUUCAGCGGACCAAUCACUGUGGCGGUGGACCUGCGCUCGAUGGACGCGUUCGCUGACGCGCUGAACGUGACGCUGCGCCACUGCGUGCUUGCGGGCGGCGCGCAGCUGCGGAUUGGCGGCCUCAGCGAGGGCACGUCGCGCCUGAUGCCCCACGCCCUCGUCAACAUGACGAACGUGACGUCGCUGGAGGGCACGAUCGUGCUGCAUGGCGCGAUGCCGCAGCACUCGAGUGUGCUGCUGGCGAACUCAACGCUGCGCGCGACGGUUGGCGGGUCGCAGUACGUGCCGACGACCCCUGGCCACGAGAGAUCCCGGUACGGCCCCGCGCUUGUCCUGGACGGUGUCCGGCUUCUGUCGACGCGGAUUGUCAUGACACGGUCUAUGCUGGCGUGUGGCGGGGGCUCGUGCGCUGCGAUCCUCUUGGAGCGCGGCCUCGGUGUGAACCUGUCCAGCGUCUUCUACAUGGACAGCUGUGCUGUCCUGUCGCGGACGCACGUGAUUUACUCUCUUUCGUCGGAACUGCGCGUUGUUAGCGGCUCUGUGUUCUCCAUACAGAACAGCUCGUGGAUUGCGCCGAGCAUUGAAAUCUACAAAGGCGCGUGUGUGGUUGGGGAUGUUGUUGUGGAUGGUGGCAGCGUGCUGCAGGUUGUGUCCAGCACUUUCCGUCUAGGCUUCGCCAUGCUCAUGGCAAACUCGCUGACUGUGACUGACGGCAGCUGGCUGGUGCACCGCGACAACGAGUUCCGCACCGCCUACGUUGUGUACGUGAGCAACCACUACGGCAUUGCUUUUUGUGAUCGGAGUGUGUGGUCGAUACUUGACAACAACUUCACGUACGGCUCGUACUUGUCAACAACUGUAAGUAUGACAAGCAACUGGUCACCACCAUCCGACACGCGCCCGACCAUCUACGGCGUGUGCAACGAGCUAAGGGGCUCACCUGUGACGGAUUACCAAGAAGAGCUCAAUAUUGGGACGCCCGUGACGGUGUUGGACUGUGGUGCGUGCACCGUGGACGCCGUGUGCUUCGCAGCGAGGACUAGCAGCAUCAGCGGCUGCGAGUGUGAGUGCGCUGCUGGCGGCCACGGUGACACGUGUCUGCCAGCAGCGGUUCCGGACGGCCUUGGACCGCUUCCGCUCCCCGACGCGAAGGACACGGAGGUCCGCUGCGUUCACGGUGGCAGCAUCAGCUCUUUGGACGAUCCUGAUCCCGGUGUGUGUGGUCUGUGCUUUGUCAACGUGACCUUCACCGCCGCGAUCGUGCUGGACCUGUUGCAUUUUGACGCGCCAGAACAAACACUCAACAUCACGCUGCUGCAGUGCGUCCUCAUGGACCUGUCGAUCAAGGGGAGUGGUGCGCGCGUACACGUGAACGUGACAUCCUCGAUGCUGGAUUCUGGUGCAUUGGAGUUUGAGGGCGAUUUCGGCGUGGGCUCCCAGAUACUGGUGGCGGGCAGUACGCUUGUGACGAUGUCGAACCACGCCAUUCGAUUCCCGAGGUUUACUUUUGGUGCGAACUCGACGCUGCUGCUACUCGACAACCGCAUCGAGGGGAAUCUGUACGCAAUUCAUUUCAGCAUUGCUGCUGUUGUUGAUGGCGGCGGAAUCAUUGUGAAGGGAAAUACGCUGAGUACGAUAGAGAAUGACGGUGAGGAAUCAUCUGUUUGCGUUACUUCUGUUGAUGUGAGGAACGGCGGCCACAUUGACGUGGAAAACAACACGAUGAGCUCGGUCAAUGGCGUUAUUCUUUUUGGGGAUACCGCCGUGAGCUCCGCGGGGCUGCUGCGAGUGGCGGACUGCACCUUCGCUGGCGUGCCUGAUUUUUUUGAUCCUGCGCUUGUGUAUUUGUCUGGCUCGGUGACCCUCGAGGGCGGUGCGCAGUGGCGUGUGGAGGGCAACAACGUAAGUGCCGUCUCAAUAAUAGGUAUGUUGCGUCCCCAGCACAAAAUUCAGCUGUCAGACAGCGGCACUACCGUGGUGCUUGCAAACAACCGUCAGGUGGAGGGAAGUGCAGUCUUUGCCAAACUUCUUCCACCGAACACGAUUGUGGCGUCGCCCGCGCAAUUUGUGGUUGGGUGCAACCUGCAGGGCGGUGAGGAGGUGUCGUACGACGGUGUGUUUCCGGAGGGCGUGGUGGUGCUUAGGUGUGGCACGUGCAGCGACGACGCGGCGUGCUACAUGCCCGGGACGGAGUCGGUGGACCGCGGCUCGUGCUCGUGCAGCUGCAGGGACGGAUGGCAUGGCGCGUCGUGUCUUCCCUUCGAGGUGCCCGACACGGUUGUGCCGCCCUUGCCGGAGAGAGCCGUCGACGGCGACAAGAGCUGCGUGGUGAACCAGACGCUGACGAGACUUAAACUGAAAAUGUGGAAGACGCACCACUGCUACGUGGGUGUGACAUUCAGCGGUGUGGGUGCAGUGCUGACGUUUUCCUUCGACAGUAUGCCGCUGCAUCUCCCCAUCAACAUCACGUUCACUGGGUGCAAAUUCCUUGACGAGGCUGUGCUGCAGUUUGUUGGAGAUGUUGAGGCGGCCGAGUCAGCUGGCGUCCUGAUCCGCGUGAGCCGGACUGUGAUGCGGUCCUCCGCUGUUGCUUUUGCACUUGCCUUCCCGCAGCACUGCGACAUUGCUGUCACGGAGGUUGAUGCGGUGCAGUCUUCUUUUGUUUUUUGGCCGGACACCGUGAAUAAAAUGCUGAGUGUAGUGCUGCUGCACGACGUUGUAUUGAAUGCGUCCUCGCUGCUGGUCAGCAACGUAAAUGCGCAUGCAACGAAGCGUGAUGCGUUUGGUUUGCGCUCCACAGGGACGCUGACGCUGGUGGGUGGCAGCUCGCUGUACGCGCGGUACUGCAGCUUCGAGGAAUACACACACUUUUUUUACUUGGAUAUCCUCAGUGUCAGUGACCACUCCGUUUUUGCGCUGCUCAACAAUACAAUGGCCUCCGGAACGAGCCUAUUGUAUCAGCACUCCCGAUUCAGCGUGUCGGAGCAUAGCGUGUUGCGCGUGAUGGGGAACAGCGGUUCCGUGUCCUACGCCAUCUAUUCACUAAACUCGUGGACCGUCCAGCGAUCAAGCUGGCUGGAUUGGCGCUACAACGACGUGGGUGUGGGUGCGAUGUUCUACGACACUGAGUCCGCUUUUGUGAGCAUUGACGGCGGCAGUGUGGUGACGCUGACGGGCUGCAAGAUGGGCUCGACGGGGUUGUCGGUAUCUCUUCUAUCGCAGGCUGUCGCCGGCUACCGGUUCAUUGCUGGGUGUCUUAUUGUCGCGGGACGGGAGGUGACGACGGCGGCCGAACUGGAGCUCCACGGCAUCAACAACGUGACGACGGUUGCUGCGUGCGGGGAGUGCACGAAGGAGGGCGACUGCUUUGCACCGCUGACGACGGCGGUCAUUGACUGCAAGUGCCAGUGCGCUGCUGGAGGGCACGGCGAUGUGUGCGUCCCGGCGCCUGUGCCUGCUGGCCCGCCGCCACCAACAACACCACCACCAGCAACACCCACGCCGCCCACACCGCCGGUUGGUGAGUGCAUCAGCGACAUGGUGUACCCCGAGGUUAUGCAGGCUGUGGGCAGCGGGCUGUCGUGGCUGUGCUACCGCAACGUGACGUUCAGCGGGGGCGGCAUGAGACUGACGGUGCUGCUUGGGGGGAUGACGGGCGACGUGGCGAAUGUCACGUUCGAUGGAUGCACGUGGAGGGACGGCGCCGUGCUAUUGCUGUUGAGCAACGUGCACACCGCUGUGGGGGCGCUGAACAUUGUUGUCACCGGCAACACGUUCCAUGACGCGCUGCUCAGCCCGGAGGGCGUGUUUCCACCGCGCACGAACAUCACGAUCAGCGGGAACCGCUUCACUGUCACGAGGCUGAUCCCUCGGUUGGGUUUGGUCCUUAGGAAGCCGUCGUGUGUUGCGAUGAAUGGACUGGUGAUCAGCAACGACUCCGCGGUGGUGCUGAGCGGCAAUGUGUUUCAGAUCGUGACGGCGUCGUCAAGCGCCAUUUAUGUUGUCAGAUCUGCGCUGAGGGUGUCGUGGCACUCCGUGUUUGCAGUGAUGGGCAACACGUUUCAUAUGGCUGGCGGUGAUGGUACGCUUAUAUAUUUUGAAGGGAAUAGCCAGUAUUUAUCGCUGAGUGUACUGAACAACUCUGCCGUGGUGAUCCGAGGCAAUCUUGUUUCGAUGCCGGUGAGGUACUUCAUUUUAUUUUUUGGGGCCUCACGUGUGGAGUCCCAAUCCGCGGUUGUGUUUCAGGGCAACGACAUGCAGGGAAGCUCGGCUGUGUUUUAUUCAAGGUACUCCUCCAACAUCUACUACAACUCCUGGCUGCAGUUGAGCGGCAACCUCUGCCGUGAAUCCCCAUUGGAUGCCUUUGCUAUUUUUAGCCCCACGGUGAAUGUCCGCGACUCCACGGUGUCUGUGUCCGGCAACCAAUUCAUGUCCAGCACGGUCACGCCGACGGUGCUGAGGAUACCCAUAAGGCCCCGCGAUAUCACAAACGGAGCGAUUGUGGCCGCGUGCAACACUGUGAACGGCGGUGAGAGAGUGAAAUACAGCAUCCCGUCCGUGUACAAUGCCACUAUCCUGAGCUGCAGCGACCCAUGCGCCCUCGCGGCACCGUGCUUCCCUGCGUACACGACGACGGUCUCGAGUGAUGGCUGCGCCUGCACGUGCGCUGAGGGCGGCCAUGGCGAUGCGUGCCUGCCCGUUGCUGUUCCCGAGCCACCGAGCACCGACGGCGCUGACUUGUGCGUGCGGGACGUGCGUGUGGAUGUGGAGGUGAACGUCAGUUUCGGGACGUCGGUGGCAUGCUACGUUGGCGUGACCUUUGCGGCAGACGUCGUGGUGGACGUGGAGUCGAUGUCAGGGAGCGUGCGCAAAGUGACGCUGGCGGACUGCACGUUUUUGAGCGGAGCGAGCCUGUACGUUGUCGGGUGGCGGUCCGACCCGCCUGCUGGACAGCGCGUCGAUGUGUUGAUCAGCGGGCUUGAGUCGCGCUCCGGCGGCGGGCGUGGUGGUGGCGAACCGAUUCCCGCCGGGCUCGCGCGUCACUGUGGUGGACUCGGUGCUGAUUGCGGGAAAACGCGUUGCGUACCGCGGAGAACACGGCCUUGGCGACGCGUCCGCGUGCCUCGUGCUGCACACGUGA